Molecule: messenger RNA, 2057 nt
Organism: Limulus polyphemus (Atlantic horseshoe crab)
Lineage: Eukaryota; Metazoa; Arthropoda; Merostomata; Xiphosura; Limulidae
Product: meteorin-like protein
Exons: 4
Coding region: 637-1515 (292 amino acids)
Molecular function (GO): hormone activity
Source: RefSeq, a predicted model, not a curated record
CGCUUGGUAACAGUACGUAGCGUUUCUGUAAGAGAACAUCUUGAUUCGAUACUACGACGAUAAGAGCCACAACAUUUCUUGUUUGCAUUAAGUAGGGUGUGAUCACGUUCUUAGGGAUAUACAUCGUUGUAACAUCAAUCUGAAGAGGCCUAAAUUUUAAGGCGUUAACAACAAUGAAAGAUUUAACGGGAAACGGUUAACUCGAAAGCCCUACCGCAACCAGUUUUCAAGUUCCGUGAAAUAUUUUAACCAACCGCCGAGCAGUAAACAUAGGGGAAAAGCGGCCUUUAGGAACUGGCACAUGUAAUACUAAUAGUUAGGAAUUUGGACUUUGGAAUUACGUGUUGUGUUGGUAAAUGAAACCAGACACAUUGCAGUUGUCAUAAAAACCGACGGAUUGAGAGAGAGAGAAAAAAAAAGAGAUGGACUGGCUGGUCUAAAGUUUAAUCAUACCAAGUCAAGCACGGUAGAACAGGUGGACGUCUCACUUGUUGUAACGACCCCUUUCCGGAUUACCCGAUUGUAGGGAACUUUAGGGCCUAUUUAAAUAGUAGAUGUAGUGGUGAUAUUAAAAAGUUUCGGUCAAAUGUAUCUGUAGAUCCUGUCUCGUAACGUAAUAUAGUUUGUAUCGAAAUCAUGAUAAUUUUACGAACCUUCCUCCCUUGGUGGCAUAUAAUCAGUGCUAUGAUUAUCAUCUUGGUAGAUGUCUGUGAUUCUGCUGGUAUGUCCAGUGACAGCUGCGACUGGUAUGGAAGCGGAUUACUUCAAGAAGAAAGAGAAGUUCAAUCAGUUUAUCUCCGGUGUGGUCAAGGUAGAAUUCAGUGGCAAUACCCGCGAGGAGCGCUGCGAUUAGUGCUACGCCAUGGUUUUUCUGGUCGUGAUUUCUUCGGUUGUCUUCGAACGGACGCCCAAUUUAGUGGAGCUAAUAUUUAUGUUGAAGGGCACAGGAAAUUACACUCUCUUUUUACGAAAACUGAUGGAAAGCAUCCAGAGCUAUUUCGAUGCUUUACUUCGUACCUCGGCAAGGUGGCUCUUUACGUGGAAGCGGAGCAAACAAGUAAAGGACUGCAUAAAGAGGUGGCAUCAUUCAGCUAUGAUUUGCAGCUUGCAUCGCCUCAUUCUCUGAGAGACGAAUUUCAAGAAUGUCGCCCUUGUACAGAAGACGAAUUAUUGCAGAAAUUCUGCACAAGUGACUUUGCAAUUCAAGGAACAGUGGAUACGCUUCGUCAUCAAAAUGACCUUCAGCGAUCCGAACUAGAAGUACGAAUAACUCGGAUCUACAGAAAGAAUGAUACUUCUCAGCUUAUGCCCAAAUCGAACCAACUUGAACCAAACCAUACCAUUCUCUACAGGCCACUAAAAUGUGGUACUCAAGCAGCUACUGGUAGUUUUCUUUUUUUGGGAAGGUGGAUAUUGGGGAUUCCCGUCAUUCAGUGCGCGCCAAGAAUAACAGAAUGGCAAAAAGUAAGAAGAAAAGCCAUUCUUCAUGGAAAACACCAAUGCCAAUUAGAUUGAUUACCUCAUUCAGUUAUUUUGCGAUCAAGAACAGAAAAGUGACUAAAAAAAUCUGUGAUUCAAUAAAGAUAUGACUUUGGAUUAUAUUUCAGAUAUGUAUUAAACAGAUAUUUAGUGGAGAAGCGUGCGCUUUCUAUAUACUUUGAAAGGCACUGAAAAAUGCCACUGUUACCUAUGAUGAUAGUCAGAGAACAAGUUUUGUUUUCAGCGAAUAGUGGAAGUCCAAUUUUAAUCUCCAGUGAAAUAUAGUGUAACUGUUUCCCGCAAGGUAAAAAAAAAAAGGUUUCGAUUGCACCCAGAAAUUAUCCCGACAAGACUGGAAUCAAGUUAAAAAGCAAAAAAAUGUACAAGAACUAUGGGCUUAACUAUCUUAGGGGGCAAAACAAAAAAAAAGAGUAAUUUAAUUGCCGUAAGAAGAAGAAUGUAAUGAUCAUUGGAAUCUAUGUUUAAUGUGUAAAUAUCCUCAAAUGAUUAACUACAAAAUAGUAUAUUGACCUAAAUUGUACAUAAUAAUGAAUAAAUAGUAUUAUUAAACAAUUUAA